Molecule: messenger RNA, 2308 nt
Organism: Conger conger (European conger)
Lineage: Eukaryota; Metazoa; Chordata; Actinopteri; Anguilliformes; Congridae
Gene: tpd52l2b
Product: tpd52 like 2b
Exons: 8
Coding region: 252-920 (222 amino acids)
Cellular component (GO): cytoplasm
Source: RefSeq, a predicted model, not a curated record
UGUAAUUAGAAUGAAACCAGGGAAAACGUAAUCUGAUUGCGCCGGAAGCGAGCUAGAACCUCAUCACGCUGAGCUGGCUCUGUCUGGUUUCGAGUACCUAGCUGUGUCUCUCCGGAUUUGUUGUUGUAGAAGCCCGUGUAACAAGGGAAGAAGUCUUCUGGUUUCGCAUAUUCACGGGCGCAACAUAUUGCCAACUAGCAUCACUUUUGCAUUGAAAUACGACGUUGGGGAUCCAAAAUUAAUAUAUUGACAUGAUGGAGUCUGCAAAUCAAGAUGUUAACCUGAACUCUCCCAACAAAGGCCUGGGGGUGGACUCUCUGACGGACGUGCCGGUGGGCGGAGCCACCAGUAAUGCUGCCAGCCCUGUAGUGCCACCUGGCCUGACUGAGGAGGAGGCAGAGGAGCUGAGGACUGAGCUUACUAAGGUGGAGGAGGAGAUAUACACCUUGCGGCAGGUGCUGUCUGCCAAAGAGAAACACUCGUGCGAGCUCAAGAGGAAACUGGGCCUAAGUCCCCUGAAUGAGUUCAAACAGAACGUCGCCAAAGGCUGGCAGGAUGUCCAGACCUCCAAUGCCUAUGUGAAAGCCACUGAGAAACUUGGGGAGUGGAAUGAGAAAGUUUCCAGUUCUGAUUUAUAUCUUUCAGCUUCAGCAACUUUGGAGGACAUAAGCCAUAGUGAAGCGUACAAGAAGACUCAGGAAACACUAACUCAGGCCAGUCAAAAGACGUCUGCUGCCCUGUCCACCAUGGGCACAGCCAUAAGCAAGAGAUUGGGAGACAUGAGGAACUCCCCAACGUUCAAAUCCUUUGAGGACAAAGUUGGAAAUAUCAAGUACAAGGUUGUGGGCGCCCGAGGCAACGGGGAAGGAGUCGCGUCCCCGACUGAAACGAAACCAGUUCAGGACAAUGCUCCUUUCUGAAGCGCCUAUCCGCCAGACUGUGCCGCCACUGCGUCGAGUGAAGCCCCACCCCUCCCCAUCCGCACACACCCUACACUACAUACGCUCUCUCAGCUGAUCUCCCCUCCACUUCCUUCCUCUCCUCCUCAUCUCCUAAAGCAUGGCAUAUCCCCCUUUCAUUGUACAAAUACUAUACUGCUAGGAAAAGUAGGGUUCUAUCAUAUCACCACAAGUUGUAAAAAUGUUUAACCAUUUUGUAUUAUAAACUAUUUUACACUGCUUUGCAUAAUGUUUUUACAUAACUUUUAUCAAUAUAUAAAUAUAUAUAAAUAUAUAUUUAAACAGUACUGCCACCUGGCAUUCAUUCGUAGGUAGGGGGACUCAAAAGAAAAACCAAAAAAAAUCUUUAAAAAUGUGAAAUGGAUUUAAAAAUAUGAUGCGUAAAAUAUCAGUUUUGUAUCCAAAAUCCUCCCAUGCUGAGCAAAUGUUUGAUUUUUUUUUUUUUUUUUUAACACACAAAUACAAUGUGAAGCAAUGUUAUGCUGUGCACCAGGUGAAUGUGGAAACAAUCUCUCAAGCCUUAUACAAGUUCACACUUGAAAAGACAGCUGAAAGAAUUCUGCCAUUGUUUUUGUUUUUUUCAUGUUGGAGUGAUGAAAGGGAUAUAAGGCCAGCGCUUGUGUUAUUGUAGGUUCAGAUGCAUGCUUUGUGCCAUAUUUAGAAAAGAUAGACCACCAUGUAGAGAGCUGCCAUUUUAAUAAUGAACACAGCCCACCCUUUCCGUACCAGUGCCAUCCGUGCCGAGUUAUGCUGGAUCUCCAUUGUGCACUUACGCAGCCUGUUCACUGGUGAAGCGAUACCAGGGCUUCUAGCAAGCCGUUUGUAACAUUAGUGAAAUGCACCUAAGGGCUGGACACAAGUUACAGUCCGUUUGGUAGCACAGUCACUUUUUUAUUUUAUUUAUCCUUGUUAUGUUUCCUUUAUUUGUGUGUCAUGGAUUGCUUUUAUAGGUCACAUUUGUUAGGUAGUGUAAUUCAUUUCUUGUGGUAUUUUGGUGAUUUCAGUUUCAUUGAAAACCUGCUGCCAAUAUUUGUUGACUGUUCUAGUUACUAAUGUCCUUGUACAUAAUCCACUUAAAUUUGGCAAAUUAACAAGAAAAGGCAGAUUUAUCCUUAGUUUAUAUAGAGCUGCAAUUGACAUUAAUAAAACGUGAACACUAUGGGAAUUAGAGGGUGGAAAAAAAUAUGUAUUAACGAUUAACUGCAUUCUAGCUUAUGUAGACACCAUGAAAAUAGCUUUAACAUGUUAAGCAUAGAUGUAGAAAUUAAAGGGAUCAGAUUGUUUGAAUUGGAAGCAAUUAUUUUGUUUCUGUCAUAUGUUUGAAUAUCAAUAAAGCAUUCCUUUAAAAA